Molecule: messenger RNA, 3167 nt
Organism: Alosa alosa (allis shad)
Lineage: Eukaryota; Metazoa; Chordata; Actinopteri; Clupeiformes; Clupeidae
Product: adhesion G-protein coupled receptor D2
Exons: 21
Coding region: 219-3155 (978 amino acids)
Biological process (GO): cell surface receptor signaling pathway; adenylate cyclase-activating G protein-coupled receptor signaling pathway
Cellular component (GO): membrane
Molecular function (GO): G protein-coupled receptor activity
Source: RefSeq, a predicted model, not a curated record
UUUGCAGCAGGAGAACGGCGGCUACUUUGGAUUUUGAUAUCUUUUUGCUGUUUUUGCAACUGUUACUUCAGUUAAGGACUACCGAACAGCUCUGGUGGGAGUUAGCGGUGGAAUUUUAAUGAAGGCAAAGUUUGUCUAAUGUCGGACUCACUGAAACAAAGGCAAAACUCUACUUUAGCCAUCGUUACAUUUGAAAGACGCCCAGAGCGGUAUUCAGUAUGCUGUGGUUAAGUCUGAUGCAGUGCGCUGUCAUUGUUGGUUGUCUCCAUUACUGCGUAAAAGGUUUCGUGCUGAGUGGAACCCAUCAUCUUCCUGUUGAGAACUACGAUUAUGAAUUAGUGCCCAACCGCCUCAACUGGAGUGCAACACUGCAGGUCUGCGCCCAGAAGUCUGGCGCUCUGGCCAGGGUCUCCAGUGACAUCGAGAACCGACAGCUGACCAAGUUUCUGCAGUCCCUCAACAUCACUCAGCCUGUCUGGAUAGCAGGCAAAGUCAUGACACAAAUAAAUGAUUUUCAGAUGGCCCCAGUGCAAUACUCCUUCAUUCUGCAGUUUUCGGCACACUCGGACCAGAAGUCGGCUCGCCUGCUGCGCACCUUCCCUCGUAUGAACGCGGUGACCAUAUGCUCCCAGGUCCUCUUUGAACUCGGUUGCCAUGGAGUUUCCACUGUGUUCUCUUAUUCCAUACACUCAUUCGCUAACGAGUUCCAGCUUCAGGCCCAGGUCCCGCCGUUGGAGGAGGGGGAGCCCCUCCAGUUCAAACUGCUGGUGCACGGCAAUGUGGCCUUACCGAAGGCGUCGCUCCAGAACGACGGGACCUGGCAUUCGGUGUGUGUGAGCUGGAGGUCCGGUGGAGGGACCUGGGAAAUCUGGACGGACGGGCUGCUCUUGGACCAGGGCCAAGGCCUCUACCCUGGCGAGGAAUUAGGUAGCGGCGGUGUCUUUAUUGUAGGCCAGGGGCAAGAAGGUAACGGCCAAGGAAAAAGGUUCCGGAGCGGAGAGGCCUUCUGUGGUAGUGUGACGCAGCUGCACGUUUGGGACCGGGCACUGGACGGACCUGAAAUCCUAACCAUGGAAAAAGACUGCUCACCCAUCUCCCCUGGCCUGCAUUAUAAGUGGAACGCCUCGCUCCUAGAAAUCGAGCCCUCUCUUAGGAAUUACUGGGGGAACUCCCCAUGUCAAGGGAACAGCAGCCUGCUCGCCAGCCAGAUGUUACUCCCUGAGUUGGACGCAAACUGGCAUUAUCAUAACUUCUCGUCACGUACUGUCCUCUUUCCCGACAGAGGGGCUUGUGUGACCCUAGAUCCACUGAGUGGCAGCUGGGGACUGGAUCGGUGCCAGACUCUCAAACAGGGCAUCUGCCAGGUUCCGAAAUCUGGGCUGGACACCUCUAGAUUUCCAAGGACUGAUUUGUUCUCAAAAGCGAUUGAGGAGAUUUACUUCAACUCGUCGGCGGCCACAGAUCUCUCCAGACUCGGUGACCUCAUUGGCGUGCUCCUCAGGGUCCUGGAGACCAGUCCCGGUGUGGUGAAGGCAAAAGAUGUGCUGCACCUCACUGAGAUGAUCGAGCGGGCUGCCUCCGCCCAGAUCUACUCUGCCAACGCCUCACGCGAGGCUGUCAUGUCCUUAACUACAGACUACUUGAGGCUUGCAAGCGAGAUGAUUGCCCCAGACAUGGCACUCAAGUGGAUGGACUCCUCUGAGCCUGAAACUUCCCCCAAGCCAUUUACUAUAAUACAAAGCAUCGACAAGCUGACGUGGGCACUAGCUGAUGUGCUAUGGGAAGAAGGGAAAAGUUUCACUCUUUCAACUAAAAACAUUGAUGUGCACUUGGAGCCACGCAAGUUAACUCAGAUGAGCUGUAGCUGUGUGUACAAGCCGUCUGCAUAUGGAAGCCAGAGCAGCAGCAGCCAGGAUGAGAUCCUCAUCCCCGACACAGAGGUGCAGAGACUCCAUGCUCUAGGCCACAGGAAUGUCAUGUUCAUCCAUGCCUACUACAGCCACCUCAAAGACCUUGAGGCUGAUGAGGACCAGUCUCCCUCAUCAGAAGACAUGAAAAUUGGUGAAAGCCCCCAAACUGGUCAUUUGUCCUCCGCGGUUAUCUCAGCCACUGUUCGAGAUGUCUCCAAAUCAGCGAACGUCCCCGUGUCUGUCCACUACACCCUGUCCGCCGCAGGCGUGGUGGAGUAUUCACGACUGGUCACACCCGUGUGCGUGUUCUGGAAUUUCAGCCUGAUGGCCGGUGGCCAGGCUUCCAGCUGGUCCAGUGAAGGCUGCUGGAUGACCCAGUCGGACUCUGCCGGCACAACGUGCUUCUGCAACCACACCACCAACUUUGCUGUCCUCAUGAAUUACUUGGAGGCAACGUGGAGCCCACAGGAGCAGAGUAUUUUGACUAAGCUGACAUUCAUCGGCUCUGGGGCUUCGCUCUGUGCACUGAUGGUGACCUUGAUGCUGUUUACUGUACUAGAUAUUCCCAAGUCUGACCGGACGUCUAUACACAAGAAUCUGUUCGUUGCUCUUACCUGUGCACAGGUAGUGCUUCUCUGCAGUGGCUCAGCCAUCAACAACAAGGUGGCCUGCACGCUGGUGGCGGCCCUUCUGCAUCUCUUCUUCAUGGCGGCCUUCAGCUGGAUGCUGGUGGAGGGCCUGCUGCUCUGGAGCAAAGUGGUGACGGUCAACCUGAGCGAGGACCGGCACAUGAAAUACUACUAUCUUAUUGGCUGGGGGCUACCGGUACUCAUUGUCACCAUCACACUGGCCUCGGCCUCCGGGCGGUACGCUGCAGACGGACACUGUUGGCUGAGUGUGCAGAAUGGGGUCAUCUGGGGCUUUGCCGGCCCCGUCAUCUUCAUCAUCAUGGUGAACAUCAUGGUGCUGGCUCGUGUGGUAGGGAUUACCAUCACCACGGCCAAGAGGAGAUCUCUGAUGAUGGCCGUCAACAGCAGUCCCAUGGAACAGGCCUACGAGCAGAGCCGGGCAGCCGUGAAAGCCGUGCUGGUGCUUCUGCCAAUCCUGGGCCUGACCUGGCUGUGUGGGGUGCUCGUGCCCUUCUCCAUAGUCAUGGCGUACAUUUUUGUGAUCCUCAACUCUCUGCAGGGUCUCUUCAUCUUCUUGAUCUAUGGGGUCUACAACACAGAGGUGAGUCUCCACUGACUCAAGGCUGAC